Molecule: messenger RNA, 2237 nt
Organism: Lathyrus oleraceus (garden pea)
Lineage: Eukaryota; Viridiplantae; Streptophyta; Magnoliopsida; Fabales; Fabaceae
Product: probable protein phosphatase 2C 76
Exons: 11
Coding region: 459-1535 (358 amino acids)
Biological process (GO): protein dephosphorylation
Molecular function (GO): cation binding; protein serine/threonine phosphatase activity
Source: RefSeq, a predicted model, not a curated record
GAAUUUUGAACAGGAGAUUGCGACUCAGCUUUGUUGGGAAGGGAUUGUUGCCUAGAGUUGAUCCACAGCUUGCUGUUUAUUUUCCGAAUCGUGUGUUUAAGAGGUAUCUAGGGAUGAUGGUUGAUACAGGUUCUAUGUCAACAAGGGCCGGACCCUCUAUGGAUACGGCGUCGCAGAAAGAUGAUGAUUCUGCUCGUUCUGGUUUUGUUACUGGUGGAUGGAAGAGGAAUAUUUGUGUAAAUGAUUCAACAAGGUGAAGUGUGGAACAACAGGAAAAGAAAAAAGGAAAAAAGAAUGCUGGUGUUUUAAUUUCAACUACUGUGAUUUUCUUGAUUAAUCAGACUAUUUGUAAGCUAAGAUUGGGGAUUUUGUUCUUCUCCCAUUAACUGCCAUGAUCAAGUGAAUGAAGCUGAAUUAAAAUAACUCUCUCUCCCUCUCUCUGACGACCACGACGAAUUAUGAUAAUGGUAGUGAUUAAUCUGAUAAAGGAUUUGUGGCGGGGUCUCCAUUUCGUUCUAUCGAUUCAAUUCUGGAGAAUGGCGUUGCUAUGGACACUUUCUGUUCUAGUUUCUCACUUCCAAUUGCUUAAGGAUUCGCUAUUUUCUCACAAAAUUGUAUAUCCAAGGUGUUCAUCUUCCACGUUCCCUAAUACUCCCGUUUGCGUCAUCACCGGUGCAACAUCUGGCUUGGGAUUUUCUACUGCAUGCAAGAUUUCCAAGGAAGGAUUUGUUGUCGUCAUCGUUGGAAGAUCAGAGCAGUUGUUAUCAGAGACCAUAAGAAAGAUCAAAGAUUUGAAUGAGGAUGCCCAACUCAAAGCUUUUCAGGCUGACCUUUCAUCGGUUGAGUCCAUUAUAAAGUUCAAAGAUUCUCUGCGGCAGUGGCUUCUGGACUCCAAUUUGCACUGCUCGGUGCAAAUACUGAUAAACAAUGCUGGAAUACUUGCUACAUCUCCUAGAGUCACGGCUGAGGGAUACGAUCAGAUGAUCGGCACAAAUUAUGUUGGCGCAUUUGUUUUGACCAAGCUUCUAUUACCACUUCUUGAAAACAGUCCCGUGUCUUCCAAAAUUGUGAAUGUAACAUCCUUUACUCACCGAGCUGUUACUAAUCUGCAGGUUGAUGAGGGAACUGUAUCUGGAAAGAAAUUUUUAAGUUCGAAGCAUUAUCCAUAUGCACAGGUCUAUGAGUACUCGAAACUAUGCAUACUUCUCUUCUCAUUUGAGCUCCACCGACAGCUUACCCAAAUGGGUAAAUCUCAUCAGAUAUUUGUCAAUGUUGCAGAUCCUGGGAUUGUAAAAACAAAUAUCAUGCGAGAAGUGGUUCUAAAGAAAGAAGAAAUAAAUCUGAUGAUGUCAUCAGAUGCACAACAAGAUCAGAUACAAAUUAUCAAGUAUCAGAAGCAUCUAAAGUGGAAUCUCGUUUCAAGAAGCUCUGACUCUGGACAAAACUGCAAAGUAUCAGAAGCAUCUGAACAUGAAGUAAAGUCUAGAAGCUCUGACUCUGAACAAAUGCCUUCUGUAAACUCUGAAGUUUAUUAGCGCUAUCUGAACUCUCAAGAAAUAACAUCAGAAGCCAGAUCCCAAGAUUCUCCAGAUACAUGAAGACUCUAAUCAGAUUUGUUAAUCAUGAUGAAGUAACGUUUAAGCCAAGUUAAAGUUCUGCAAAUGGAUUUCCUCAAUUAGAAAGAGACGUUAAUCUCCUCUUCCAAGAGAGAAGAUACUACUUGUGGUAAGUAGUCACUUCUAAAAGAAAAAGUCUCCUGCAGAAGCUAUUUAUGGAAUGGCGUAAUUACAUCUCAUUAUCCAGCAGAUUUAACUCUACUUCAACUCUAUUUCAACACUACUUCAACUCCUAUAUAAAUAGAGAAGAAAUCAACUUUCAGUAAGAAAGAAAUCAACUAGCCAAAACUAUACUGAAUUAUUUCACGCUCAAGAAAAUCAUCUUUGCUCUCAAAGAAUUUCACUAAGCUUUUGCUUAUUAAGUGAAAAAUCUGUUCUUAAGUUUGUAAUACUUGCUUUCCUAGAAGCACUCUAGAUUACAUAUCUUGUAUCUUUUAUUUGAUUGAUUUCCUCAAGUGACUUUGUGUGGUCUGUAGACUUGAGAGGACUAAGAGAUUUUCUUCUCUCUUAGGGGUUGUUUGUAAUCUUUCAAGAUUAGUGGAUUAAGUCCUUGUUGAAGGCGAAAUCACCUUGGCCGGGUGGACUGGAGUAACUUUGUGUUAUAAGCGAACCAGUAUAAAA